GUGGUCUUCUUAUCAUAGAUACGAUAGUCGAUACUCCCGAGACAUACGACUACCAGCCGAUCGCAAUGGCAAACGAAGACUCAGGGCCUUCACGCUCGCAUACCCACCGUGGACGCAGCCGGAGUCCUGGUAACGAAAGGAGAAGUCGGCCACGAGACAGACGGAGCCCAAGCGGAGGUGAACGUGAUGGAGUCCGGUGGAGCCGCAGCCGAGAUCGAAGACCGAGCGAAAGGCAUGCUGACAGGGAUCGCAGAAGGAGCUCUCGUGAUCGGGACACUGUCUACAGUGACAAACGCGAUCAACGUGAUCGAUACACCGGAAGGCACGGCUCGCCCUCCCGAUCUCCACCUAGACGUCGACAUCGAUCUACAAGCUCCUCCUCCUCAUCAUCAUCAUCAUCAUCCGCUUCUUCAGGAAAAGAACGAUCUAGGGAGAAGAAACAUUCCAAGAAGUCAAAAAGCAAACGGGAUUCAUCGAUAUCGAGUGAGGAUCAGCACGAGUCCCGCAAACAUUCUAGCAAGUCUAAGAGCAAGCGAUCUCAUAAGAGCCGGCACAGGAGUCCAGGUGAAGACAGCUCAGAUGAACAUGCUCGUAAGAAACAGGCCCGUGCCGAAAAGAAAGAACGCAAGAGGAAAAAACGAGAGAAAAAAGAAAAGGAGAAGAAAAAAGAAAAGAAGGGACAGUCUUCAAAGCACAAAUCCGCUAUCAGUGAGUAUGGCAAGUAUGGAAUCAUCACUGAGGCUGAUAUGUUUACCAAGGAUCAAGAGUUCAGGGCUUGGCUGGUAGAAGAAAAGACGCUGAAUCCUGAAACGGUUUCACAGAUUAAAAUGAAGGAACUCUUCAAAGUAUACAUGGAGGACUUUAAUACUGCUACAUUACCACAUGAAAAGUUCUAUGCACUGGAAAAGUAUGAAGCAAGGAUGAAUGCGAUUCGUUCUGGGAAUGUGACUACCCAGAGUGAUACCUAUGAUCCUCGCGCUGAUGAAGCCGCUCUGGCUGCCCAACACAAGCGGGUAGCUAAGACGGACGGAGAAGUGUAUAUUGGUCGGGCUCAGCUUGAGCAGCUUAGGCGAAUUGAACGGGAGAGAGUCGAGGCUUCCCGAAUGAAGAGGAUGGGGAUGGAGGUUAAAGAGAGUAUGGGUGUACGAUAUGAAGCCGAUUGA
This is a messenger RNA of Puccinia graminis f. sp. tritici CRL 75-36-700-3, 1163 nucleotides long. RefSeq lists its product as uncharacterized. The transcript is spliced from 6 exons. The coding region runs from base 66 to 1163 and encodes 365 amino acids. NCBI's taxonomy places the organism in Eukaryota, Fungi, Basidiomycota, Pucciniomycetes, Pucciniales, Pucciniaceae. The record is from RefSeq and is a predicted model, not a curated record.